This is a messenger RNA of Vanessa atalanta (red admiral), 1764 nucleotides long. It is a transcript of the gene Tsp68C, whose product is annotated as CD151 antigen. The transcript has 5 exons. Gene Ontology annotation, cellular component: membrane. NCBI's taxonomy places the organism in Eukaryota, Metazoa, Arthropoda, Insecta, Lepidoptera, Nymphalidae. The coding region runs from base 148 to 1122 and encodes 324 amino acids. The record is from RefSeq and is a predicted model, not a curated record.
UGUUCGACAGAGCGUAUCUCCCUAAAACCGGCAAAUGUAUUCAUCGCAUAUUUUUCAACGGCUUACCAUAACACGAUCACGCGUUGUUAACAUAUCGUAUUUAUACUUAGUGACACAGUUUUUAUAUAUUUAUUAUUAAAUUAAAUAAUGAAAGAAAUAGCGAGUGCAAGAGUUUUGUUUGGUUGUUUUAACACCAUAUUCUUUGGUUGUGGGUUUUUGAAAGUGGUCUGUGGAUUCCUACUUCUGAGUGAUUCUCGAAGGAUUCUUCUAUCUCGAUUGCUUGCGAUGCCAGAGGACGGACUGUAUGAACCUCCGUUCUACUACGUCGCUCUCGCGCUCCUGGGAGCUGGACUUAUUGUCUGCACUGUAGCAGCUAUAGGUGUUUGGGCCACUUACUUGCCUGGAUACAUUAUUUUAACCUUCUACUUCCUGAUAGUGCUCGGCUUGCUACUCUGCGAAUGCGCAGCGGGUGUGUUGGCGGCAAUAUGGUUGCGGUGUUACGGCAUCCAGGCCACCCGCGGCGGAGCGGUCGGCGCUCUACAGAGCUACUACGCAGUACCUGACUUUGAACAUUUCACAGCGGCAUUGGAUUUAGCGCAGACUGAGUUGCAAUGCUGCGGCAUGACAAGUGCACGCAACUACGACAUGUCAUUGUGGCAGCUGCGACGUCUCGGCCCGCGCGGCAUGUCUGUACCGCUCAGCUGUUGCGUGCAGACCGAACACGUCUCCUAUCUCAACCCCGCGCCGGUAAACCAAUCACGCUGCCAGGAGGUGCAGCCCAUUCCGCAAUUCAGACAUGUGCAUGGUUGCCAAACAAAACUGGAAGACUGGUACCAGGAGCAAUAUUUCGUAUUUAUGUUAGCAUUGUUUGUAGUAGCCGUCUUCAAACUCGCCAUAUUAUUAAGUACUGUGUUUUCAUGUAUUCGACUAAAAAAAAGCAAGCAGGAGAAGCAUUUCUUUACGUUAAAAAGUAUGCAGAAUAAAUCGAAUGAAAAUAUUUACGAACGCAAUGUAAGCUUACACGAUGAACCGAUAACAGCUAAAUAUGUUCAACCAAAUAAUUUUUACAGUCCCCGUGUACGCAAUCCGAGGAUCUUCAACAAGCCCAAUGAGAUGGUAUGAGAAUUAGCCGCGGAGAUAAAUGCUUUAGAGAGGAAGUUAGAGACGUUCUCAGAUAUUCUGUAUAAACACCAAGCCGACUCUAUUAUGUGGUGAUAAAUUUUUAAUCUUUCACGCAAUCAAAUGCUUUAUAAAAGCCUAAAUUAGUAAUUCUUAUUUUUUCAUAUGUUAUUACGAAAUAGUUUCGCCAUAUCCGUCUGUCCUUCGUUCAGUAUAAUAGUUAUAAUUUACGAGCUAUAUGCUUGAAAUAAUUAUUCAAGUUAUCGUGCUUUUUGAAUCUUGAAAAAAAUUUAAAACUUCAUUUUAUAGAUGAUUAGAUAAAUGUACUAAUUUAAAAUAAAAAAAAGCAAUUAAAUCUUCGGUAAUUGUGCCCUAGAUAUGGACUUGCUCAACAAUCAAUACUCUAAUUAUUAUUAUGUACAUAACUCAACUAAAUCGGAAGUGCCAUAACUAUGUACAAAAUAUUUAGGACAAAAGCUAUAAAAUCGAUCAACUAACUUCUAUCACUGACAUUCUACACCUCGUAUUGUAGAUUUCGCCAUCUCUAAAGUUUUAUCUCCGUUUAUUUAUAAGGAUUUGUAUUAUAAGUAAAAGACUGUACCUAGAUUGUAAGAUGUUAUGAAAAUAAGUGUAUAAAAUGAAAAU